Saccharomycopsis crataegensis is the source of this 567-nucleotide messenger RNA. Its product is annotated as peroxiredoxin family protein. Lineage: Eukaryota; Fungi; Ascomycota; Saccharomycetes; Ascoideales; Saccharomycopsidaceae. Gene Ontology annotation, molecular function: thioredoxin peroxidase activity. Bases 1 to 567 code for a protein of 188 amino acids. Gene Ontology annotation, cellular component: peroxisome; mitochondrion; cytoplasm. The transcript has a single exon. Gene Ontology annotation, biological process: cell redox homeostasis; hydrogen peroxide catabolic process; cellular response to oxidative stress. The record is from RefSeq and is a predicted model, not a curated record.
AUGUUCAGCGCCAACUCUUCCCACUCAUUGCUCGCCAAAUCUAUCUGUCGUGGUGUUCAUCGCAGCUUCUUCCAUACCUCUAGGGCCUCUUUGAUCAACAUUGGCCAGAAACUUCCUGUCACCACAGUGUUCGAGUCUUCUCCAGGUAAUAAGCUCAACCUUCUUGAUGCCAUAACCUCCAAAUCUAUCAUUGUUGGGGUGCCUGGUGCUUUUUCCCCAGGUUGCUCGGCAUCCCAUAUUCCAGGAUACAUUGCCAACCUUGACAAAUUCAAACAAAAAGGGAUUGACCAAGUGUUCGUCGUGGCGGUUAACGAUGCCUUCGUCACCAAUGCCUGGAAGCAAUCGCUUAAUGCCCCAGAAGAAAUGAGAUUUAUCGCUGACGCCACCGGAGACUUGACCGAAGAAUUAGACUUGAGUUUUGACGCCACCGCCUUCUUUGGUAAUUUCAGAUCUAAAAGAUACGCCUUGGUGGUCGAUAACGAAGGUAAGGUCGAAAACUUGUUUGUUGAGCCAGAUAAUGUCAGUGUCAAUGUUUCCAGUGCGGAAAAUGUCUUGAAGAUGUGUUGA